Molecule: messenger RNA, 3060 nt
Organism: Apus apus (common swift)
Lineage: Eukaryota; Metazoa; Chordata; Aves; Apodiformes; Apodidae
Gene: GRIN3B
Product: glutamate ionotropic receptor NMDA type subunit 3B
Exons: 9
Coding region: 1-3060 (1019 amino acids)
Biological process (GO): monoatomic ion transport; synaptic transmission, glutamatergic; modulation of chemical synaptic transmission
Cellular component (GO): postsynaptic membrane; plasma membrane
Molecular function (GO): NMDA glutamate receptor activity; transmitter-gated monoatomic ion channel activity involved in regulation of postsynaptic membrane potential
Source: RefSeq, a predicted model, not a curated record
AUGGGGGGGCUGCGGGCGCUCUGGCUGCUGGCGGCGGCGCUGGGGGCGGCAGGGGGGCACCCCCAGCCCUGCCGCGUCCCGCCCCGCACUGGCCCCGCUGUCGGCCCCGCCGUGCGCCUCGGGGCUCUGCUGCCGCCCGCCGCCGCCCUCCGCCUCCGCGCUGCGCUGGCCGCAGCCGCCGGCACCGGGGGGACCCCCGACCCCGAGGGGGGUUCCUGGGGGGCGGCGCUGCCCCACAACUUCAGCCUGGAGGUGGUGGCGGGCGGCCCGGCGGCGCGGGACCCGGGCUCGCUGGCGCGGUGGCUGUGCGGGACGGUGGCGGGGCGCGGCGUGGCCGCGGUCCUGGCGGUGCCCCGAUCUCGCCGGGAGCUGUUGCAGCUCGACUUCCUCGCCGCCGCCCUCCAGAUCCCCUUCGUCAGUGUCUUGGACACCCGCGGGCCGCUGCCCUUCCGCUCCCAGAGCCCUUUCCACUUCCACAUGGAGCGGCAGAGCUCACUGGAGACACUGGUGGACGUGCUGGUGAGCGUCCUUCAGGCCAAUGACUGGCAGGAGACCAACCUCGUGCUCUGUCACCCCUGGGAUGUCUCCGGCUUCCUCAGCCUCUGGUCCCACCGCUCCCGGCUCUUCCUCCGCACCGUCCUUGACCUUGGCUACCUGAAGGAGCCUGGGGCUACCAGCUCCCUCCAGCAGCACCGGGAGCACUUCAGGGCCCUCUCCAGCCCCGUGCUGGUGCUUGGCUGUGAUCUGCGGCGUGCUCGACUCAUCUUCCAGGCAGCCGAGGAGUCAGGGCUGCUGUCUCAGGAGUCUCACUGGAUGCUGGGGUCCCCUCUCAGUGCUGAUGAGCUACAGACCGAGGGGUUGCCCCUGGGGCUGUUGGCCUAUGGCGAGGUGGGCCGGCCGCCGCUGGAGCUGCUGGUGCAGGACGCGGUGGGGCUGGUGUCCCGGGCCAUCACCCGCGCCGCCCACGUCCGCCCCGACCUGGCUCUGCAGCCAACGCCGGUGACCUGCAGCGACCGGCGCCAGGCGGGCGGUGAGAACACAGGACUCUUCCUCUCCAGGUUCAUCGCCAGCACGUCCUUCCAGGGCCAGACAGGGCCCCUGCACGUGGAGAAUGGGACACUGGUGCAUCCGGAGCGGCUGUACCGCAUCUGGAGCCUGCGGCGGGACUCGCGGGGGGAGCCCACCUGGGUGACCGUGGGCACCUGGCACCGCAGCACCCUGGAGCUGGAGGAGGGCGCCUGGCAGAGCCAGCGGCAGCGCCAGAGCCCGGGCGAGGGGCCCCGCGCCAGGCUGCGGGUGGUGACGCUGGUGGAGCACCCCUUCGUCUUCACCAGGGAGGCGGACGAGGACGGGGUCUGCCCCGCGGGGCAGCUCUGCCUGGACCCCGGCACCAACAACUCGGCUGUGCUGGAUGCCCUCUUCGAGGAGCUCAGCACAGAGAAUGGCUCAGUGCCACAGGAGUACAAGAAGUGCUGCUAUGGGUACUGCAUUGACCUGCUGGAGAAGCUGGCUGAAGACAUGGCCUUUGACUUUGAGCUCUACAUCGUGGGGGAUGGGAAAUAUGGGGCCUGGAAGAAUGGGCGCUGGACGGGGCUGGUUGGGGACCUGCUCAGUGGCACAGCCCACAUGGCCGUCACCUCCUUCAGCAUCAACUCAGCACGGAGCAAAGUCAUUGACUUCACCAGCCCCUUCUUCUCCACCAGCCUGGGCAUCUUGGUGAGGACCAAGGACACAGCAUCACCUAUUGGGGCCUUCAUGUGGCCCUUGCACUGGACCAUGUGGGUGGGCAUCUUUGUGGCCCUGCACACAACAGCACUCUUCCUCACCCUCUACGAGUGGAAGAGCCCCUAUGGCAUGACCCCCCAUGGCCGCAACCGCAUGAAGAUCUUCUCCUACUCCUCAGCCCUCAACCUGUGUUACGCCAUCCUCUUUGGGCGCACCGUGUCCAGCAAGACACCCAAGUGCUGCACUGGCCGCUUCCUCAUGAACCUCUGGGCCAUCUUCUGCCUCCUGGUGCUCUCCAGCUACACAGCCAACCUGGCAGCUGUCAUGGUGGGGGACAAGACCUUCGAGGAGCUCUCAGGCAUCCAUGACCCAAAGCUGCAUCACCCCUCGCAGGGCUUCCGCUUUGGCACCGUCUGGGAGAGCAGUGCUGAGGAGUACAUCAAGAAGAGCUUCCCUGAGAUGCACGAGUACAUGCGGCGCUACAACGUCCCCACCACCCCUGCCGGCGUCACCAUGCUCAAGACAGAGCCCCCCAAGCUCAACGCCUUCAUCAUGGACAAGUCACUGCUGGACUAUGAGGUGUCCAUCGACUCUGACUGCAAACUGCUCACAGUGGGCAAACCCUUCGCCAUUGAAGGCUACGGCAUUGGCCUCCCCCAGAACUCACCACUCACCUCCAACAUCUCCGAGUUCAUCAGCCGCUACAAGUCCUCGGGGUUCAUCGACCUCCUGCACGACAAGUGGUACAAGAUGGUGCCCUGUGGGAAGCGCGUCUUCGCUGUCACCGAGACCCUACAGAUGGGCAUCUACCACUUCUCGGGGCUCUUCGUGCUGCUCUGCAUCGGGCUGAGCGGGUCCCUGCUGACGUCUCUGGGUGAACACGUCUUCUACCGCCUCGUCCUGCCCCGCAUCAAGCGGAAGAAGAAAUUCAACUACUGGCUGCACACAAGCCAGAAGAUCCACCGGGCUCUGAACAUGGGCACAGAGGAGCAGAAGAGCCGGCAGCUGGGCCUGGAGCGGAGGUGCCAGCUCCAGCCUGGGCAGGUGUCGGCAGAGGGGCAGCCCUGGAGCACCCUGCGGAAGGAGGGACGGCGGGUGCGCUUCCAGCUGGACAAAGGCCCCUCUGAGGACGAGGGGUCCCUGCAGCCCCCCGGGAAUGGGCGGGUGCUGCAGCCCCUGGACAGGGCCGCGGGUGAGAGCGAGCUGCAGGAGCUGGAGGGGAAGAUCCAGGAGCUGCGGGAGCAGCUGCGGGCAGCCCUGCUGCGGAAGAGCGAGCUGGUGGCCACGCUGGGCACAGCCAAGAGCAGCAUGGAGGAGCCCAAGGAGCGGAGGUGA